Messenger RNA from Portunus trituberculatus (swimming crab), 648 nucleotides. RefSeq lists its product as uncharacterized. The record is from RefSeq and is a predicted model, not a curated record. The transcript has 4 exons. NCBI's taxonomy places the organism in Eukaryota, Metazoa, Arthropoda, Malacostraca, Decapoda, Portunidae. The coding region runs from base 1 to 648 and encodes 215 amino acids.
AUGAAACUGGAUGAAACAAUACAGUCCGUCAAUGCAUGUGACGAGGACAUUGAGAUCUCGGAGAACUUCACAUACCUUGGUAGUGUAUUGUGUAACGAUGGUGGGACGAGCCAAGAAGUUGUGCGGCAGAUUGGUCUGACCCACAGCAUUAUGGACUCACUCAACAUAAGUAUUUGGCGUUGUCGGUACCUGUGCAGACGGACGAAGAUUCAGAUCUUCAAGUCGCUGGUGAUCCCAGUCUCACUCUACGGUUACGAGCAGGACUAUAGAUGCCUUCGCAGAAUCAUGAGGUACCACUGGUAUGACUUUGUGUCAAAUCAGCGAUUGCUGCAUGAGACUGACUCAAGGCCAAUUACCAGCAUAGUCAAUCAAUGCCAACUGCAACUAUAUGGGCAUGUUGCACACUAUCUGGAAGCCGAUCCUGCAUAUCAGGUUGUCUCCAAAAGGGAUAACCCAGCAUGGAAGAGGCCAAUGGGACGUCCACAGAACUCAUGGCUGUGGAUCCCCCAAGGCGAAGGAACUCUCCAUAUUGGAGAUUUCAAUGUUCACCAUGAACUCUGGCUAUCCUCUCCCUUCACUGACCAUCCUGUCGAACUAGCCUUCAACUCUGCCAUAUGUCUCUAUGACCUAGAGCAACUGUUUUCCUGA